AUGUCUCGUCGAUUAAACAUAAAAAUCUGCACGAAGCAGGAGGAAUUGCAGGACGCAAUCAAAGUGAGGGAAUCAGCAUUCGUGGAAGAGUAUGGAUAUUCAAAGGAAGAAUUAGUCCUUUAUCCGCUUGACAAUCAAGCAUUACAGAUAUUAGCAACUGAUUAUAGUGGCACGCCAGUUGGAUCUUGCAGAUUUACACCACUCCCCCAGGACUUGGACAAUCUGCCACCUUCAUCAACACUCAAUCCUCAAACCGAGAAUUCGGCAAGGGAGCUCUUCAAAGAUUCUCAAGGAGGCAGAUUUUGGUGGCUCGCGGUUAGUCCUGCGGGCAGAGGACGAGGGGUUGCUGGUGGGCUAAUCAAGUACUGCGAAGAAUACACAGCAGAAAUGGUGAGAAAGCAUAGCAGCACGGCGUACAUGAGAAUUAGAGCGAACUACAAAGCCCAUAAAAUGUAUUUACGCUUUGGUUACGUAGUAGACUCAGAGAAAUUUCUAUUAGCUGGGCAAGAGCUGAUUUGGAUGAAGAAGACGUGGAAAGUGUGA
Messenger RNA from Wallemia ichthyophaga EXF-994, 543 nucleotides. RefSeq lists its product as uncharacterized. The record is from RefSeq and is a predicted model, not a curated record. Lineage: Eukaryota; Fungi; Basidiomycota; Wallemiomycetes; Wallemiales; Wallemiaceae. The transcript has 2 exons. Gene Ontology annotation, molecular function: acyltransferase activity, transferring groups other than amino-acyl groups. The coding region runs from base 1 to 543 and encodes 180 amino acids.